AUGAAGGCGAAGGAGAAGAUUACGACCGGAGACGAGCACCUUGACCGUGCCCUUGGCGGUGGUAUACGGACAGGAAUGCUGUGGGAAGUUUGCUCAGUUCUCAUUCUCUUCUUAGCUGCGGCUGGAAAAACACAACUGGCCUUGCAGCUAUCGCUGCUGGUGCAAAUACCACCGAGGCUUGGAGGGCUUCUUGGCUCGACUUGCUAUCUGACGACGUCCUCGGUACUUCCGACAGUGCGUCUGCUCGACAUCUUGGAUGCCCACCCGUUACUGUCUCCUUCAUUAUGUGGACUCCACGACGUUCACACCAUGUCGUGCCCUACGAUACCCGUGUUAAUCCACGUUCUAUCCAGCACACUUCCCCAAUUUGUCGAUUCAAGGCUCACAGGCCAAACCUGUGAAACUCUUGGUCAUCGACGCUCUUGGUGAAUUGUUCCAUACCACAGACAAAACCACCACAAAGACGCUGGUCCAGCGCUCCAGGGAUAUUGCUGAGGUAUCCUCCUUGCUUCAUAUUCUUUCGAGCAAAUACAAGAUCGCAGUUCUUGUUCUCAACGAAGUCGUGGACGCGUUCGACCGAGAGCCAGUAGAGACAAACGACAAUAGCGUUUCGUACAAUGACGAGUCUCGCUGGUUCGGCCGUGCUGACAGCAUACCCGGGGAAGAUAGGAAAGAAGCUAGUUUGGGUCUGGUUUGGGCAAACCAAGUCAACGUUCGGAUCCAGCUCUCU
Molecule: messenger RNA, 730 nt
Organism: Desarmillaria tabescens
Lineage: Eukaryota; Fungi; Basidiomycota; Agaricomycetes; Agaricales; Physalacriaceae
Exons: 2
Coding region: 1-429 (142 amino acids)
Biological process (GO): reciprocal meiotic recombination; DNA recombinase assembly; mitotic recombination
Cellular component (GO): condensed nuclear chromosome
Molecular function (GO): DNA strand exchange activity; single-stranded DNA binding; ATP-dependent activity, acting on DNA
Source: RefSeq, a predicted model, not a curated record